UUUGCGCAGAUCACGACUCGAUUUCGGUCGGUUUCUCCGUCAACUCGAUCCGUGCAGUGUGCGGCCAGAAGACGAUGGAAGCUGUAGCCGAUUAUGAUUUUGACGGCAACCAGGCCGACGAAUUGCCGUUCAAGAAACACACCAUUGUCAAGAUCCUCAACAUGGACGAAGACAAGAACUGGUUUAAGGCCGAGAAGGAUGGGAGAGAAGGUUUUGUUCCUGCUCUGUAUUUGAAGCUCAAACCGCAUUUAUGGUUUAAGGGCAAGGUCCCUCGAGUGAAGGCGGAAGAGAUUCUAAAAAAGCAGCAUGUGGAUGGAUCAUUUCUUGUGCGAGAAAGUGAAAGCUCUCCGGGAGAAUUCUCAUUGUCUGUUUUGUUUGCUGGUCAAGUGCAGCAUUUCAAGGUGUUGAGAGAUGGUGCCGGGAAGUACUUCUUGUGGGUGCAGAAAUUUGUGUCGCUCAAUGAGCUCAUUGCCUACCACAGGACUACGUCUGUGAGUCGAACACAGAACAUCUAUCUUCGAGAUAUUCCGGAACCAAAAAAGGAGCACCAGGCUCGUGCCAUGUACGACUUUGCUCCUCAAGAGGACGGAGAACUACGACUACGACGAGGCGACAUCAUCACAGUGACUGACUCAAGCGACAACAACUGGUGGAGAGGAACCUGUAGUGGUGCCCACGGCAUGUUUCCCAAGGCAUAUGUGGAAGAUUGUUGACUGUGAUGUUUAUAUUUCAAGAACUAGCAGCGUGGAGGAGACUAGAUGGACAAACAGUCGAUUGUACAGACACAUUAAGUGUAGCUGUUGGUCAGCGUAGUUUCUUUUGCAUGUGACGUCUUCAUGUUUCAAAAAUAAUCUCUUAUCAAAGAAAUGCUUAUAACUUA
This is a messenger RNA of Corticium candelabrum, 880 nucleotides long. RefSeq names its product growth factor receptor-bound protein 2-like. The transcript is spliced from 5 exons. Gene Ontology annotation, cellular component: COP9 signalosome; nucleoplasm; plasma membrane. Gene Ontology annotation, molecular function: phosphotyrosine residue binding; epidermal growth factor receptor binding. Gene Ontology annotation, biological process: regulation of MAPK cascade; signal transduction. NCBI's taxonomy places the organism in Eukaryota, Metazoa, Porifera, Homoscleromorpha, Homosclerophorida, Plakinidae. The record is from RefSeq and is a predicted model, not a curated record. Bases 75 to 713 code for a protein of 212 amino acids.